Messenger RNA from Tachysurus fulvidraco (yellow catfish), 3516 nucleotides. Its product is annotated as nuclear valosin-containing protein-like. Gene Ontology annotation, molecular function: preribosome binding; RNA binding; ATP binding. Gene Ontology annotation, cellular component: nucleus. Gene Ontology annotation, biological process: ribosome biogenesis. The coding region runs from base 490 to 1896 and encodes 468 amino acids. The transcript is spliced from 12 exons. The record is from RefSeq and is a predicted model, not a curated record. Lineage: Eukaryota; Metazoa; Chordata; Actinopteri; Siluriformes; Bagridae.
GUUGCAAAACUUAAAUGUAAGAAACGUUAUUCAACUAAAGUUAUGAUUACAAAGAACUUUUCGAAUGUGUUAAAUUGAUUGUAUUAGUAUCUGCCGGCAGCAGGAUAAUGGAAUUUGCGUCAUUACGUCAUUGUGAAUGACGUCAUUACGGCAGGACGUAAAAGAACUGGUGAACUGGAUUUUUGAACUGGUUCAUUAAAUCGAACUGUCCGAAAGAACCGGUUCGCGGAAAAGAACCGAACUUCCCAUCACUAUUCUGAGGAGAAAAAUGCCGCGAAACUUUCCCGCGGCAGUGAAGAAGAGGUGGAGUCACGAGAUUUCUCAGCCAGUUGAAGUGUCCAAUGGGGUUAAGAGUUUUGCGCUCGAGCUAUUUUCAAGACUUUAGAUUGGUUAAUGACUUGCAAAAAUAACAGACUGACCAAUAGCAUCGAUAUGUGAAAAAAUAUGAAAUAGACCAAAUUUGGACAUCGGAGGUUAUAGACACCAAAGAUGCCAAAAAAGAAACACAAGAAAAAAGGUUGUGAGGUUUUCAUGACAAACAAAGCUUGGACCAAACAGUCCACAGUGACAUUCAGUGAUGUUGGGGUUGAUUCAGCAAAACUAACGGAGUUGUGUAAAUUACUCAUCCAUAUGCGUCAUCCUAAAGUGUAUCAGCAGCUAGGAGUGGUGCCUCCACGAGGUUUCCUUCUUCAUGGGCCACCUGGCUGUGGGAAAACCCUCCUCGCUCAAGCUGUUGCUGGGGAAAUGAAGCGGCCCAUAUUGAAGGUCUAUGCUCCAGAGCUGCGCAUCUCGGGGGAAUCAGAGCAGAAACUACGUGAGCUGUUUGAGCAAGCUGUGAGCUGUGCUCCCUGUAUUCUGUUCAUUGAUGAGAUUGACGCCAUCACCCCAAAGAGAGAGGUGGCCUCAGAGGACAUGGAGAGAAUUGUUGCUCAGUUACUCACCUGCAUGGAUGACUUGAAUUCCUCACACAUCCAAGCUCAGGUGUUGGUUAUUGGCGCCACCAACCGGCCCGAUUCCUUAGAUCCAGAGUUGAGAAGGGCGGGCCGUUUCGAAAGAGAAAUCGGUCUGGGAAUGCCAGACAAAAGAGUGCGUAUCAAAAUUCUUCGUAUUCUUUGUCGGAAGCUGAAGCUGGCAGAAGACUUUGAUUUUGCACAGCUGGCAUGGCUCACACCUGGAUAUGUCGGUGCAGAUCUGAUGGCACUGUGCCGCGAGGCAGCCAUGACUGCUGUAAACCGACUCCUGCUGCUGCAGCUCGAAACUGGCACCAAGUGUCAGAACAUCAAUGAUGUAAGUACCAAGUCCCAGGAUGUAAGCAUGUCCAGUGAUGUGGCAGAAGACAGUGGACAGGCUUCUGAUCAUUUAAGUGCAAAAGAGGGGGAGCUAGAACAACUGCUCUCUCUGCUGAGAAACAGCGAAUCUCCAAGUGAGGAACAGCUUGCUGAUCUCUGCAUCAUCUUGGAUGAUUUCAAGGAGUCUUUGGCACGGGUCCAACCGUUUGCCAAACGGGAAGGUUUCGCCACUGUGCCUGAUGUCACCUGGGAUGAUGUCGGUGCACUGCAAGGCAUUCGCGAGGAACUCACCAUGGCCAUCUUGGCUCCUAUACGCAGUCCAGAGCGGUUCAAAGCCCUGGGAUUGAGUGCCCCUGCUGGAGUACUGCUUGCUGGACCUCCAGGCUGCGGCAAGACUCUUCUUGCCAAAGCUGUUGCCAACGAGUCAGGUAUAAAUUUCAUAUCGGUCAAGGGCCCCGAGCUACUGAACAUGUAUGUUGGUGAAAGUGAACGGGCAGUUCGCCAGGUGUUCCAGAGAGGGAAAAACGCUGCCCCCUGUGUCAUCUUUUUUGAUGAGAUUGAUGCCCUUUGCCCCAAACGUUCUGCCGAUGAAGAUACGCCACCAUGAAGACCACAACAAGCUGUCAAGGUAGAAGACCAAGGCUUUUUGAAGAAAAACAGCCAUUGCACAAGCUUUGGGCCAAACCAAUACAACAGGUUGGAAAUCAAACAAGAGGAGAUGAUUAGAAACAUUGUGCGAGAUUGUAAAGUAAAACCCAGAAACAACAAUGAUGUCACUAACAACUUCCACAUGGCAGUGGUGAAGGUAUCACAACACACCUUUCUAUAAAGACUUCAAGAGCAGAAAUAUAAAGACCAUAGCACACAUCAGUAAUAAUCAGAAGACCAGAUUGGAAUUCACAAAGAAACACAGAGCCUCUACAAAUUGAUGGAAAGCCUGUAGUGUGGAGAGAAAAAGGGGUCUGCUCAUGAUCCAAAAGAAUAUCUCAUCAGUCAAGAGUCAUGGCUUGAGCUCACAUGGCUGCUGCUGGUAAUUAAUGAUUAUUAAUCAUUAUUGAUUAUGAUGGGUGCAGUAGAAUGAAUUCAGGAAGCUUACAGAAACAUUGUCUGUCAGUUUACAGUGAAUUGUGUGGAUUUUACCCUGUUGGUCAUCAUUUCACAUCCUGAAGAGGAGACUGAAAGGAGAAACCCCCUGAAACAUCUUGUUGGCUUGAUGCAAUUAUUGCCAUUGAAAAAAAACACAAAUAUUACGUGUUACUUUCUUUAAUAGAUCAUUUACUUUUGCUCACCCAAAGGUGCCAUGUUUUAAUUUGUUUAACACAUUUAGAUAUAAAAAUUAAGAAAUUAAUGUAUAAAUGUUCUAAGGUCUUAAAUUCAUCUUGUCCCUAAAAUCCAAAUCCUUAGUGUAUUUGAGAAACAAAAGAACGGACCUUGGCGUUCCAAUACAUUUGGAGGGGACAGUAUGUGUUAUCACAGCCAUUUGUGGCCAUACAUUCUCUUCCCUGUCAAUAACAGCAACAACAGCCAAAAGCAGCUGCCUGUGAGCUUGUGGAAGUGGAAGAGGGCAGAUCAUUCUUUCCUCCGUCUGUUACACUGCCCAGUGACUGAGAAUAAGCAGCAAAGAUGUUCAGUGUUUUGCUGGCUUCAUGUGUCUUGAGGAAGCAUGUGUUAACAUCCAGUCUUUCCCAGCUGGUAGCUGUUGGGGGAAAAAUAUGAAGAAAAUGGGAGAGGGAAAUGUGGCAAGAAGUGAGUUACUGUGGCUGGUACGUUGCAGUGUUUACAUCUGCAUUCAGCCACGUGUAAAUGUCCAGAUAUUCAUGUCAGCCCACAGCAUUUGCCUGAGCUGACCCAGCAAUGCCCUUGCUCAAAUACCUUCUCUGAGCUAUCAAACAGUGCGUCAAUAAAGGUUUAUUUCACAUUAUGUCUUAGUCUGAAAGUCUUUAGUGUCUUUCAGCUCAGACAAGGGUUAAAACAAUGGGAGCUGUUUAAGUUGAGGAAGCAGGAUAGGAUUAACCCUGAUUGGUCAGUCACUGUGCCAGGUACACACACAAUAUGAAGCAACUUUUGAGGUGAUGAAACUAUUUUUUACACAGGGUUGAUGAGUAGCUAGCUAGACAUAUUCUUUGUGUCUUCUUUAACUUGAAAAUAAAUGUUCCUCAUGUGUUCUUAUGGAAAUCUUUCCUACAUUACCGUAUAGCUCACAUUUACAGUAUAAUCUUCACUUCUG